CCACACGAACGACAACUAAUUCAGCCCUACAAGACGGUCUAUGAAAAUCCCCCCACGAUCUCGAACAUGACGUUUCAUAAAAUUCGGAAACUGCAAUAUUUCGUAAGGGAACUUACGGGUCCAGAUUUAAACAUAACCAGAAGCAUGUGUCCUCAAGAGAGCUUCUCAAAAGCAUCUCAACCGAAUCAACAAUGGCAAUAUCCACAUUACUGUCGCUUCUGCAGCGCAGAAAGAAAGACACAAUACCUGUCACCGAACCCCAAGCUCUCAAUUCCAUCCUAGAAUUCACAGACUCCACGCCAGAAGACCGGAAAACGACACCUCUCUUCGACUUUCCUCCCGAAGUACUCGACGCAAUCAUCAGCAAACUCGACGUAGCCUCAGCAAUCUGCCUCGCAUUCUGCAACAAGAAGCUUUCCGAAUAUCUGACCCUGCAAAGAAUAUACGCAGAAUGCCGACGCGGCCCAGCCCGAGAACGAGCCAAGUUCCUCGCCCUGCUCACAGAGAAUGAACCUGACAUCGGCGUGUGCUGGGAGUGCGGCACCGUAUACGACUGGCACACGCUCCGCAAAACAGGCGACCCUGAGAGACUUCGAGCCAGGGAACUGUUUAGGAAGAAUAUGUUCAGAGACGUGCAACACACGCACUGCUCCGUCUCGCACUUCAUCUUCAGCAUCGUGUCUGUGUAUCGAGUUGCGUUCGAUGACGUUUUCCUAGCUAUGAAGAGAUACCGCCUAGGAGACCCAGACAUGGCAACGGAGCACUUCCGCCAUCUGGAAGUCGGACACCAUGAUCUGUUUGGGUUCACGGUCGUGACGUCCGCUGAUACUAAGGUGAUUAAGAACGAGUUGCUCCAUCGCUGCCAGACGUGGAUCGGUACGAACCCCAAGGGUUUCGACUACUCAGGAGACUACAUGAACGUACUGUUCAAAAUCUUGCUUAGUACCCUGUGCGGCCACAACGGAUCCUCGCGACGCGGGAUGACAGUAAGUCAACACGCGGACAGUCUCGUCAAGGAGGUACGAGACGAGGUUUUUCUCACCAUGCUUGCUCCGCCGGACGAAGGUAAGAAGGCAGAUUGGCAGUUCGACUGGCGCAAGCCUGGCGAUUGCGCUUUCUGCCAUACGGAAUACUUGUUCGAAUGGACGCGCCAGGGAGCCAGUGACGGGAUGAUACUUGGUAUCACGGUGUGGCGGAAUCUCGGUGAUGGUCGGACGAUCGAUGAGAAUAAAUGGCGGUUGAGGGAGAGGGGUGUUGGAGCGGCGCCACAAAAGGCUGAUAUUGCGGAUCAUUAUGAGGAUCCAGAGGGAAAAGAUCAUCGAAGGCUGGGGCAGGCAAAUCUUAAGCUUUUACGUUCCCAUACUUAUGGAGGAUUGUUUGGAAAGGGUUCAGGACCCAAAGAUAGGAAGUAUUUGGAGAGUUGGUACAACUCUCCGGAAAAUGAUCCGUUGACAUAUAGUUAUAUCAGAGGCGUCGAAAGGUUUGGAAAAUUAGGUUGACAUGUCUAGUUUAUGGAAAUUUUGAUUAUAACAUACCGAAGGCCUCAGCUUUGUAGUAACUUUCGAACUUAAAAUAGC
Messenger RNA from Mollisia scopiformis, 1577 nucleotides. RefSeq lists its product as uncharacterized. The transcript has a single exon. Lineage: Eukaryota; Fungi; Ascomycota; Leotiomycetes; Helotiales; Mollisiaceae. Gene Ontology annotation, molecular function: protein binding. The record is from RefSeq and is a predicted model, not a curated record. Bases 192 to 1499 code for a protein of 435 amino acids.